This is a messenger RNA of Dreissena polymorpha, 2631 nucleotides long. RefSeq lists its product as uncharacterized. Gene Ontology annotation, molecular function: sulfotransferase activity. The transcript is spliced from 7 exons. NCBI's taxonomy places the organism in Eukaryota, Metazoa, Mollusca, Bivalvia, Myida, Dreissenidae. The record is from RefSeq and is a predicted model, not a curated record. Bases 2061 to 2585 code for a protein of 174 amino acids.
CUGGGCCACGCCGUCACCGAUACUGACAUGGCCUGCACGUUCAACACGAAAGAAGGGGUAUACCAUCGAACGCCUCGUAACCAGACUUCACACAAGGAAAUGCUUCGGUACAUCUUCGACGGCGAGUUAUGAUAAAAACUCAUAGAACGGCGUUUAACAAUGCGUACCGAAUAAGUUGCUGUGAUGUGUGAUGCGAAAGCUGAAAAUGUACUUUAGACAAGAUUCGAAUAGAAGCGUAUUUAGCCAUUCAGUAAGGUAUAUAUUGUAUGGCGGACGAAGUUUUGUCUUUAAAAACAUAUCUGUAUGGUAUUCUCUUAGCAGCCUUUGACGGCCUCAUGAGCACGACGGCAUGGAUUCGAACCAAAUGUGUGUAUCAUUCAAUAUGUGGAACUCAGUGAAAAGUAGUUGACCGCUAAUCUACGUAACGCACAUUCAUAUGAUAACUCCGUCUAGUUACGCUUAAUCAUUCAAACGUUGGUCAACUCAAAUAUUUUUGUAAACGCAGCAAUACUUAUGUAACAUUAUUUCAUACUACAGUAAAAAGUUGUUUGUACCUAAUGAGUAUCUGAGUUAGCAAGUAGAUUACCUGUAACCUUGUGUUGUUUUUCCAGAAUGGUAAUUAGAACUAACCAUUUUUUUAAAAGUUAGCUUCGAGACGGGUCAUAAAGCUAACACCCUCCUCACCAUAUUCCAAUGUCGUACUUUACUGGCCCCUUAGUGCAAGCUGUUACUUCAUAGCAUUGGUUUCCACAGAAUUGCUUCAUCCAAGGAUAAAACUGUCACCGCAUUAUCUAGAAAAAGUAACGAAUAUGUUCUUUACAUACGAUACGCUUAUACGAGAUUCCGAUGUGCGAACGCGAGAUCACGACGCAAGAUCGCUAUAGUUAUAUCAUAAGAACACGUGUCAAGUUAAUAUUGUUUAAUUUAAUUAGUUUAAAGAUAUAAUUUUAUGUCAACAUGAACCUUUUAUGAUGUCGUUAAUAUGCCAUGACAUUUCUUGGUGUUUCAAUUCUGAUUCAGAAACAUAUUACGUACAGUAAAAAUACAUCGGCAUAUAUCGUCCUAACUCAACAUUUAGUUUCAAUUCCAAACGAAGAGUAUACGAACAUGUUAAAAUUUGGAUAAAACAUUAUGAUGUUAACAAUUUCUAUUCAGAAGCGUUCAAACGUGUUACCUUCUGAUUAACAUGUGUUACCAUCUGAUAAAACAAAACGUUUGAAUUUUAAGUUAAUUGGUAGAAAUGUAAUGUUUAAUGUAGUGAUGCCUAGCAGGCCAUAAACACGUGCACGUGUUGGAGACAGAUGUUCUUCAUGUUUUGUCGGCUUUUACAUAUGAAAGAAAAUAGCACAGAUUUGCCAAACAAAAUAAUAAAAAGGAUAAAAUUUACAAGUAAACAAAACUUGUAGUAAGGACAUUAGCAGUGUAUUGACAUCGACUGGGCUUUUACUAAGGUACUGGAUUGUUUGUGAGAUCUUACAGCGAAGAUGAAACGUUGCGGCCAGUUGAUUGGACGUCGUUCGUCCACGCGAAUGGUGCUCUUUUCUAGCGUAGCUGUCACCGCAUUGUUACUGGUGUUGCAUGUAUUCAGAAUCCUUGGCGACGAACCUCAACUGGACGAGAAAGACUCUUACAUGGGCCAAAUGGCAGUCAAAGUAAAACAACUGGAUGAGAAAGACUCGAACAUCGGUCAAAUGACAGUCAAAGUAAAACAACUGGACGAGAAAGACUCUAACAUCAGUCAAAUGGCAGUCAAAGUAAAACAACAGCCGUCUGGAAAACUGAAAUACUUAAAUCCCAUCGAUAGAAUUAAAGAAACAAAUGAAGUCAUCAAACAAGAUUGUCGUGCACGUGACGUGUUGUUGUCACAAAAGCCACUGCCGGUCGGGGGCCUCGUCAGCUUUCCUGGUUCCGGAAACACUUGGGUGCGCCACCUGCUGCAGCAGUUAACAGGAAUCGGGACAGCUAGCGUCUAUUGUGACGGGACUCUGAGUCGCAACGGUUCCCCUUCGAGUGUCACGGUAACUGGAGCGAGGUCCUGGUCGUAAAGUCGCAUCUAUUCAAUGGUAUCGUCCAUGUGUUUUGAAACCAGCGAUAUUGACCGGUUCGACCGGACCAUACUUCUCAUUCGAGACCCGCUCGAUGCCAUGCUGUCCUACUUUACAUGGGCGGCCACUGGGUCUCAUACCCGCGUAACCGACAAGGAGGAUGUACUAAAAGCCUCUCAUAAACUGUUUAGUACAUGCCUGUCCUGGUACUUACGCGUCAUCAACGUCACGUUAACCAGAUCACGAGGUCCAGUGGCCGUGAUUCGGUACGAGAGGUUGGUUUCUGAUACGGUGGCAGAGCUAAGAGCUCUAUCACAUUUUCUGGGCCACGCCGUCACCGAUACUGACAUGGCCUGCACGUUCAAAACGAAAGAAGGAGAAUACCAUCGAACGCCUCGUAACCAGACCUUCCACAAGGAAAUGCUUCUGUACAUCUUCGACGUCGAACGGCGGGCGAGUGUAGAAGAUGUUGUCAGAACCGCAGAAAGACUCCUGGUAAAACAAGGAGUUCAACAAGGAGUACUGAAUAAAUUGCUGUGAUAUUUGAUGCGAGAGCUAAAAAUGUACUUUAAACACGAUUGGAAUA